Molecule: messenger RNA, 3411 nt
Organism: Penicillium soppii
Lineage: Eukaryota; Fungi; Ascomycota; Eurotiomycetes; Eurotiales; Aspergillaceae
Product: vWFA and PH domain-containing RING finger protein
Exons: 3
Coding region: 1-3411 (1136 amino acids)
Source: RefSeq, a predicted model, not a curated record
AUGUGGAAACGCUCACCUAGAUCGGAGUCUGGGAACGACUCAACUCAACAACUCUCUGAGCUGGGUCUCCUAGGUCGACCUAAGAAGUCUAAGAAAUUACAAUCGCAGCCAGAAACAUCUCGUUCGCCUUUUCAUUCUUUACGUUCAUUUACUCGAGGCGUGGUAGACAGGCCUGGCAGCAGUCUUUCCAAUCAGACCAAUAUCACUCGGUCUAGAGCACCAACAAUAGAUUCUACUCACUACCCGGAAUCCGGCCCCGGGCACUCAAACAGAUCACGAGCAUCCUUUCAUUCACGAUCUGGACAGACUAGCGGCCCGAUGGAGAUUGAUCGCACACGUACACGGAGGGAGAGGACCUUUGUCGGCAGCGAAUGCGCCGUCUGUGAGGAACCCUUGGAGCAUACCCUGCGCGGCGAGCGCAUACUGCAACUUUCUUGCGCUCACGUCUCCCAUGAGGCUUGUUUCUACGAAUACCUACGCGAAUUUGAAUCACAAAACUGUCCCACGUGCAAUGCGCCGUUGGCCCUGGACACAAGUCGCGGUGGCAACGUGCUGGAUAUCGCAGAGAAAAUCAGUAAAAUCGUCCGCUCAGUCACGACACAUGAUACUGCCACGGUGCGCAGCGGCUUGACGACUCCGACUCCGACUCCAUGGGAGCAGCCGUCCGGCUCCAGCCGACGGCCACCAAGCGAUUCGGGGAGCCGCUACACCUCCGCUACAAGGGAGCAGUCUUACCAGCAUCAGUCCACUCGGGAGCAGGAGCCAUCAUAUGCCCCCUUGAAAGAACAAUAUACCUCCAGAGACCCAGUACACAACCGACGCGACAGUCGCGACACUCGCGACACUCGCGACACGAGCAGCCAGCGCGAGCGCGUAGAGCGAUUGACUGUCGGCUCUCAGAACCGUCAACCGCACUCCCGAAACGGUAGCGCGGCAGGCUCCUCUGGUGACUACACGGACGGCCAGCACACUAGCAGUGGACGGCGCCAUGAUUACGACGUGCAAGCUAUGGAGUCAGAUCUCAGUCCUCGGCCUGGCGUCGCCAAGAACCCCAUACCUGCGCCCAUUGUCACCGUCCGCAGCGAGUUCCCGACAAUGAAUCGAUCCCGUCAGCAGCAGACCCUUACAUGCUUAAUUACUGUCGAGGUGCCGGAAGGCAAUUGGCGGCCUGAUAUGGAUGACCUACGACACACGCCAUCUGGGCAGUCGCAGCCUGACGAGCCGUACACGGGACGAUUUGGUGGACAGGAUGCUCGAUCCAUUCAGUACGAGCCGACGGAGAAUAUGGAUGAAGUUUCUGAAGAGCUGAGGAACCGGGUUGAUAAUUGGCACGGACUUGAGUUCAAUCGGUUUGGAAAGCUUCGUCUGCAUGGGCAUAUGCGCGUGGGCAAGGAUCGAAAUUCGUGGCAGGAAUUGGAGUGCUACCUUUUCGGAGAAAUGCUUAUCUGUGUCAAGGAGAAGAAAACCUCUGAUUCAAAUCAGUUUGAUGAGAGUGGGCGACGCAAGCCUGUGAGAUGCACGUUGAAGGGUUCGAUUUUGAUCAAGAAGCAUCUCAAGUCUAUUGACGCCUCGGCUGACGACCCUAUUCUUGCUCUGAACCUUUCUGUCAGCGAGCUGCCCUGCUUCUACCUUCGGUUCCAGAACCGCAAUCAGCUGGAGACCUGGCGCCGAUCUCUGAUCGAUCUGCAUCCCGUUGAGAAUAUCUCCCGCCAGAAUGAUUACGAGUAUGAUAACUCCGGCGCGGAGGAGGAUGAUUACCGUGGAAGUCGGAUGCAACGACAGGCCUCUAUUAACUCGUCUUACGGCGCUGGAAAGUCUAUCAACACUGCUAUUACCGAUUACACCAACCCCGACGUGGAAACACCUUCCAUUAACACCAUUCACAUUCCACUCGAUCUCGUUGUGGUUAUCCCGGUCUCCUCUUCAAUGCAGGGCUUGAAGAUCACCCUCCUACGUGAUGCGCUCAAGUUCCUCGUCCACAACUUGGGUCCCAGAGAUCGCAUGGGCCUUGUCACCUUUGGCUCUAGCGGUGGCGGCGUGCCCCUGGUGGGCAUGACCACUAAAUCCUGGUCCGGGUGGCCCAAGAUUCUCGAAUCCAUCCGGCCCGUGGGCCAAAAAAGUCUCCGUGCAGACGUGGUCGAAGGUGCUAAUGUCGCCAUGGAUCUUCUCAUGCAGCGCAAGUUCAACAACCCUGUUUCAACCAUUCUUCUGAUCAGUGACUCGUCCAUUUCCGACCCUGAAAGUGUCGACUUUGUGGUUUCUCGCGCCGAAGCCGCCAAGGUCAGCAUUCACUCAUUUGGUCUCGGACUGACCCAUAAGCCGGACACGAUGAUCGAGCUCUCCACUCGCACCAAGGGAUCCUACUCAUAUGUCAAGGACUGGAUGAUGCUCCGCGAAUGCGUAGCCGGCUGCCUAGGCGCAUUGCAAACAACCUCCCAUCAAAACGUGAAGCUGAAGCUGCGCCUGCCGGAAGGCUCGCCCGCCAAAUUCGUCAAGAUCAGUGGCGCUCUGCACACCACUAAGCGCGCAACUGGCAAAGACGCCGAAGCAGCCCUAGGCGACCUCCGCUUCGGCGACAAGCGCGACGUCCUUGUCCAACUCGUCAUCCAACCUGAUAAUGCAACCCAGGACAACAUGCCCCAAGAUCCCUGGGAAAGCCUCGUCUCCGGCCUCGAAGCCCUAGGCGGCGGCCCAGACGGGGACGAAGCCCGCGUCGUCUCCGUCGAAGAAGUCCCCCUCAUCCAAGCAGACCUCACCUACGGCGACCUCCUGCGCGACGGCCACCUCACUCACUCCCCACGCCCUUCUCUCCUAGCAAUCACCAUGCUCCCGCCACAUCGGGCCAAGAACAACCGCCCAUCCACCCCACCCAUCCCCCCACACCCAUCCAUCGUCCAGCGCCGUAUGGAGCUCCUAACAUCGGACAUGCUCACGCGCGCCCUCACCCUCGUCUCGCGCGGCCAGCACGAUCGCGCAAUGCACCUCCUCAACGAAACCCGCAGCAUCCUCAAAGGCCUCGGCAAAGGCGGGCUCCCGCCGCUCCCGCCAGCCCGCGAAGGAUCCCACGGCAACACGCCCGUCUCCUCAUCACCCAAGUCCUCGACCUUCGACUCCCCCGCCUCAGAAACGAACACCAUCACACCCACCUCCGCCAUCGACGCGCACACCAUGGGUGCGCUCAACGCGGACCUCGAAUCCUCCCUCGAGUGGAUCAAUCAUCCCGCCGUCUUCAGCCGCGACUCCCGUAAGGCCGUACUGCAAAGCAUUGGCGUUAUUUCUUCGCAGCGCGCUUAUACCUUCCGCACUGCGUCCGAAGCACACUGGGCGCAGCGCGUUUCUGGUGUGCGGCGGUUGACGGAGAAAUCGAGGGACUGGCGCGAGACGGGGGAUGAUGCUUUGACUGAGGAGUGA